Molecule: messenger RNA, 1347 nt
Organism: Akanthomyces muscarius
Lineage: Eukaryota; Fungi; Ascomycota; Sordariomycetes; Hypocreales; Cordycipitaceae
Exons: 1
Coding region: 1-1347 (448 amino acids)
Source: RefSeq, a predicted model, not a curated record
AUGCUUACCUUCAACGCCUCGUCACCUGGCGUCGCCGCCACUGCCUACGCCACUGCCUAUGCCAACAGCUGGACCGACCCGGCCAACGACUUUCUUAGCGAGUCGGACCUCGCGCUGCUCGCGCACGUCAAUUGCGCAUACCUCUCCACGCCUCAGCGCCCUCCGACACUGCUCGCCCUUAAGCAGCACGCGCAGUCUCUCGCAAUCCUCAUACAGCGCAUCAGCGUCUCCCACACGCGCGCCCUCGUCAACGAGCAUGGCGUCCGCGACCCAGACGAGCACUUUGCGGCCGAUGAUGCCUUUGACUGGCUCAACGACCUGCGCACGCCGUACACCAACGACGACGAGAGCCACCAUCUCCCGAUCAAGGGCCUCAUGAACACGAUCGCGCAGGAGAGUGAACGCGAGGGCCCGAGGACGCACUGUCCACUGCAGAGGAUUGGCGCGCAGAACAGCGGCGAUGACGACAGGCCGUUUGCCACGCACCAGAAUCUCGUUUUGCACGCUAAUGCAUGUUUAGAGAUUCUCGACCACGAGUACAGCGCCACGGGGGGGCUCAUGUCGAUCCUGCCGAGCGCGUACGAUGGCGACGCAGCGCAGCUCGACGCCGCACGCAACACGCUGCUGGGCCAGUGGCUGCUGCACCACCAGGAUCUCAUCGCGCGGCUGCACGAGCUCGAGAUCAACUACACCAACGCGCUCGCCGCCGUCGAGGGCCGCGCCGUCGCGCCGCUCCACAGCGACACCGCCGACGGCAGCAGCAGCAAUGAGGCAGCGGCCGCCGGCAGCGGAGGCGGCAGCGGAGGCGGCAGCGCACCGGCGCCGCAGAACGAGCUCGUCAUCGUCGGGCACAGGACGCACGCGUACGAGCGCAUCCACUCGCUGCUGGACCGCGCCGAGGCGCACGUCGAGAGCAAGCAGAAGCUCUGGUGGGAGCGCGGCGUCAGCGGCGAGCGCACGUGGAUGCAGUCGCGUGGCGGGGACUGGUACGCGCGGGGGCUGAUCCCGCUGGACCUGGAGACGCGCUUCUUCCGCAUCAAGGGCCAGGGCCGCGCGGGCACGCUGUUUAUGAUGCCGGCGGUCAAGCAGAACGCGGCGCUGGAGCACCUCGUGGAGAUGGAGGCGCGGCCGACGGUGGUGUCGGUGGUGACGCCAAAGUGGGCGGAGCGCGCGACGGCGCUAGAGAGCAAGAUCAGGGCGAGGAAGGUUAGAAUGGAUGAGGAUGGGGAAGAGGAGGAAGAAGAAGAGGGAGGGGAUGCGGCGAGGGUGCAGCUGCUGGAGGAUAUGCUGGCGGUUAGAGAUGCGGAUCUGAAGCAGGCGAAUACGGCCGUCAUGUUUUACGAGUAG